AGUUCACUGUUCUCCGGUCUCUGCGCUCAGCUCCGCUCCGUGUCUCAGCCAUGGCAUCAGGCAACAGGGGAUGGGGGGACAAGGAGGACGACCUGCCCGUGUACUUAGCCCGCCCAGGUACGGCGGAGCAGGUGCCCCGGGUAAAGUACGGGGGCAUGUUCUGCAAUGUGGAGGGAGCCUAUGAGAGCAAGACCAUAGACUUUGGCUCCCUAAGUGUGGGGCAGAAAGGUGCCAGGAAAAGCUACUCCGGGCGCCCAGGGACAAACACUCCGGAGAGGGCAGCACAAUGCCAGCCAGGCGGUAACAAAGGAGCGGAGAACCCCGGGGUGGAAAUCCGGAGCUCUACGGGGAAGGAGCUGCUGCAGAACCUCAGCGAGGACAAGAGUGAUCGCCUUUUAAUCAAAGGAGGUCGGAUAGUAAAUGAUGACCAGUCUUUCUAUGCUGACAUCUAUAUGGAAGAUGGGCUUAUCAAGCAGAUUGGAGACAACUUAAUUGUACCUGGGGGUGUAAAAACCAUUGAAGCUAAUGGGAAGAUGGUGAUCCCUGGAGGCAUUGAUGUGCACACCCAUUUGCAGAUGCCAUACAGAGGGAUGACAACAGUGGAUGACUUCUUCCAAGGGACUAAAGCCGCCCUUGCAGGAGGAACCACCAUGAUACUUGACCAUGUGAUCCCAGAGCCAGGAUCCAGCCUGAUUGAAGCCUACGAGAAGUGGAGAGAGUGGGCUGAUGGGAAGACGUGCUGUGACUACUCUCUGCAUGUGGACAUCACUCACUGGAAUGAUAGCGUGAGACAGGAAAUAGAAUCACUCAUCAAGCAGAAAGGUGUUAACUCUUUCAUGGUCUACAUGGCCUAUAAAGAUUUGUAUCAGAUGUCCAACACUGAGCUCUAUGAGAUAUUCACAUUCCUGGGAGGUCUCGGGGCAAUUGCUCAGGUUCAUGCUGAAAAUGGCGACAUCAUUGCCCAGGAGCAACAUAGAAUGUUAGAAAUGGGGAUUACAGGACCAGAGGGUCACGUGUUGAGCCGCCCAGAAGAGCUGGAAGCAGAGGCUGUGUUUCGUGCCAUAACCAUUGCAAGCCAAACAAACUGUCCACUAUAUGUGACCAAAGUGAUGAGCAAAAGCUCUGUAGAUCUCAUCUCCCAAGCCAGGAAAAAAGGUAAUGUUGUUUUUGGUGAACCAAUCACAGCUAGUUUGGGCACAGAGGGAACACACUACUGGAGCAAGAACUGGGCUAAAGCUGCCGCCUUUGUGACCUCACCACCCCUGAGCCCUGAUCCCACCACCCCUGACUACAUUAACGCCCUUUUGGCAAGUGGUGAUCUCCAGGUGUCUGGCAGUGCACACACUACAUUCAGCACAGCACAGAAGGCGAUCGGAAAGGAUAACUUCACCUUAAUUCCUGAGGGGACAAAUGGUAUCGAAGAAAGAAUGUCUGUCAUCUGGGACAAGGCAGUGGCUACAGGCAAAAUGGAUGAAAACCAGUUUGUUGCAGUAACCAGCACCAACGCUGCCAAGAUCUUCAACCUCUACCCCAGGAAAGGGAGAAUAGCAGUGGGAUCUGACAGUGACCUGGUCAUCUGGGAUCCAGAUGCAGUGAAAAUUGUUUCUGCUAAAAGCCAUCAUUCUGCUGCAGAGUAUAAUAUCUUUGAAGGCAUGGAGCUGCAGGGGGCACCCCUUGUGGUUAUCUGCCAAGGAAAAAUCAUGAUGGAGGAUGGUACCCUUCACGUGACUCAGGGAACUGGCCGCUUUAUCUCCUGUACUCCUUUCUCUGACUACGUAUACAAGCGAAUCAAAGCCCGGACUAAGAUCGCAGAGUUACAUGCCGUCCCCCGGGGUAUGUAUGAUGGGCCCGUCUUUGAUUUGUCAUCAACUCCUAAAGCUGGCACUCCAGCAGGCUCUGCUAAAGGUUCCCCAACGAGGCAGUCUGCACCAGUCCGGAACUUGCACCACUCUGCAUUUAGUCUAGGUGGAAACCAGGGAGAUGAGAGUGGUGUCCGUUCUGCCAGCAGAAGAAUCGUAGCACCCCCUGGUGGACGCUCUAAUAUAACAUCUCUCAGUUAAACAUCCAGGAAGAGUAGUGUGGGAAAACCAAAUUGGUACAAAUGGUAUUUCAGAGAGGUUCCCAUAUAAAUUAAACUUCAAACCAAUUCAAUCUAAGGAUUUAUUAAAAUUCAGGCCUUAUGUUUUACAAAUGCGUUUUGCUACCUAGCUUUAAAAGUGUUGCUGUUUUAUUUCUCCAUAAUGGCAUAGCCUUACGUUCCAACCAGUGCAUGCAGUUCAGUUGGUUGCGGGUGUAAGAGGGUAUCUGGUAAGGUUACAUUCUCCUGUGGUUUUUAUGUUUUUGGGAUUUUUUUUUUUUUUUUUUAAAUGAGGCAUUGAACACAUAUCUGUUGGAUAAAUUCAUUAGUUGUGAAACGUUUUUGGAUCUUCUGUCAACAAGCUUUUCUGUUUUUAUACAAGAACUGCAAUAAAAUGGAGGUCCCACAA
Pseudophryne corroboree (corroboree frog) is the source of this 2486-nucleotide messenger RNA. RefSeq names its product dihydropyrimidinase like 3 (gene DPYSL3). The record is from RefSeq and is a predicted model, not a curated record. Lineage: Eukaryota; Metazoa; Chordata; Amphibia; Anura; Myobatrachidae. Bases 51 to 2060 code for a protein of 669 amino acids. Gene Ontology annotation, cellular component: cytoplasm. Gene Ontology annotation, molecular function: hydrolase activity, acting on carbon-nitrogen (but not peptide) bonds. The transcript is spliced from 14 exons. Gene Ontology annotation, biological process: actin crosslink formation.